Molecule: messenger RNA, 2241 nt
Organism: Torulaspora globosa
Lineage: Eukaryota; Fungi; Ascomycota; Saccharomycetes; Saccharomycetales; Saccharomycetaceae
Exons: 1
Coding region: 1-2241 (746 amino acids)
Source: RefSeq, a predicted model, not a curated record
AUGACAGCUACCAGGUAUGUGAAGCAUGUGUCGUUCGAUGACCUGGUGCCAACACUGAUAGAUGACCAAGUUGAGAUCCUGAAGCACAGCCAGAAACAUGCCGGAUUCAAUAACAAGUUCCUUCACGUACCGCCACAGUACAAUCCGUUGUACCAAUCGGACUCUGAGCAGCCAAAGAAGAAGCAAGAGUUGUUUACGCAAAAUCGAAGCGGCGAGAGACGCAGAUCAGACGAGCACGACAAGUUGGAGAAGGUGCUUCAGUUCAUGUCCCCACAUCAAACCAUCAGACCUUCGCUGAGUAGUCCGGAUGUGGUGGAUCGGAGUAGAAGCAGCUCUCCCCUGGCGCACUGUAGAACAAAUCCAAGACUGCCUCCACCUCCAAAGACUCCUUCGCUCAAGUGGUCUGCGAAAAGAGCGGACGAACAGGAGAGAAUCAUUGAUUGGGAUAUCUAUGACAUGGACUUUGCAACUGAGAGGAAGCUGACGAAAGAGACCGAGAAAAAUACCCAGUCAAAUUCUGGGUCAAGGGAUGGUUACACUCAGGCUGCAUUUGCCAAUUUGAACGAACUGGAAGAUCGACUGGGCUCAAAAUCGAAGCCAGCCGCUAAGGAAGGCAGUGGUGGGCGAAAAAAAAGCUUUGCAGGAAUGACCGACAAAGAGCUGGCCGAGCUAGAAAAGUUUUAUGAGUCUCAAAGCCGAUCCACCGCAUCGCCCACUAUAGACUGCUACGAUUUCAAGGAACAGGACCCUUUCUUUAUCGGCAAGUUCGAUAAGAAAGGCGGUUCACAGGUCGCUGAUCCCCUGGCUGCCAUCUAUCCCUCAAGGCCUGUCGUAGAUCACCGAGCGAUAUGUGUCACAAUACAGCAUCCUACAUACGACCAGUAUGUGCACGGUCUUAAUACAGAAACCAAAUCACGAAAGCCAGAAGAAUCACUAGCCGCUAUCCGAAGUGUCUCGUGCUACAUCUCAGGCAGACGAUACACAUGGUCUUCCGUGGAUUGGUAUGUGGAAAACUGUGCUCGAGACGGCGACCACUUGAUCAUUGUCACGUCUAUACCAUUCUUCGAACGAGAAAUAGAGUCUUCUGAUUAUGCCUUGAAUAGAAGAUAUUUUGCUGAAAGUCAUGGACCGGAAUACGGGAGUUUCGACGAGAUCGAUAGAGGACUUAGACGAGUUUCAACGUCGUCCUCGGAAACUUGCAAGGCCACCACGCUUGGUCAAGUUUCAAAGGGGUUUCGAAUAAAAGCUGUUCAUGAUGAAGCCCGGCAAAAGUGCCUAAAUAUCCUGAAUUACUACGCUUCGAGGCUUCAAGGGAUAGUAAUGAAAAUUACUAUUGAGAUGAUAAAAUGCGAUUCACCGGAAUAUGCGAUUACCAAAGCGGCAGCGCUGUACAGACCAGAAAUACAGAUAGUCAGUACCGUGAGCACAAAUCUACAAAUAAAGUUCAGGAACGGCAGAGUGAAGUUGCCAUUUUUUGUGAUGCAGCACUACCCAAUGUCGACUGCCGUGGUACCGUACGAAUUCAUCGAUCCAAGACUGCUGGGGGAAUCGCCCAGAGACAUGACUGAUACUUUGAAAGAAAGGAAAGAACAAAUCCCUCGACGCAAUGACAGAUUAGUCGCUAUAGACAGUAUCAUACUCAAGUCUUUGCGCAAUCCAUUUGCGGCUGAUGUUACUACGACCAAGAAGUACGAAGAAGAUAAUGAUUCACUGGUUGAAUCGGUGAAUGAGUACUUUCCAAUGCCACCAGAACAGAAAAGAAAAUAUGAGCUAUUCGAAAGAAUGGGCUACGUUAGAUGUUUACCUACUCGCCAAGCUGUUUACAUUAAGAAUAGUAAUCCAACGAUCAAUGAGGAUGACCGGAGGUCAACCCCUUUCAGUACCGCUAGCAACUCGAGAAGAAGCUCAAGAAUUCAGUAUGAUGACGGAAUGUACAAAGUCAAAUCGCUGAUCAUCGAUUCAUCGGAGUCAUCCGAUGACGAGAGCGACCAAAAGCGUCACGGUUCUUCAAUCAGGAAAACAAGGUCCAUGGGUCCGCCCGCCAGGUCAGGUCACGUAUCGCCAGGAUUAUCGCCAACGACUUCUGACAGAAAACCGCAUUUUAAUAACGUGAUGCAUCCAACAAGCUCCAAGUCGCCAGAGCAUGCUUCUCCGGCCAGCGAGAGCAAGAAUAAGAAGGAUAACAAGGGAAGGGAGAAGAAGAAAACCUUCGGGUCAUUCUUCAGGAAAGUGUUCAAAUGA